Messenger RNA from Lactuca sativa (garden lettuce), 693 nucleotides. Its product is annotated as protein SPIRAL1-like 1. The record is from RefSeq and is a predicted model, not a curated record. Gene Ontology annotation, cellular component: cortical microtubule, transverse to long axis. Gene Ontology annotation, biological process: cortical microtubule organization. NCBI's taxonomy places the organism in Eukaryota, Viridiplantae, Streptophyta, Magnoliopsida, Asterales, Asteraceae.
UUAUUUUUAUUUUAUUAUCACUUUAUGGUGUUGCAAUUUAAAAUGACAUUAUUUAUUCGGAAGAAUUUUGGUGUUUGGGAACCGAUUCUCCCCUCUAUCUUCGCUCUGCUCCAGAUCUGAUCCCAGAACAACACUCCAGAGAUCAUGGGUCGUGGUGUGAGCAGCGGUGGGGGGCAGAGUUCACUGGACUACCUUUUUGGAAGUGGAGGUGAGCCAAAGCCCACUGCAGUGUCCACAGGCAACACUGAGUCUCCUCCAACCCAGGUCCAUGUUGCCGCCACUGAGCCACCUCCGCCUCCUAAAACUGCCGCCCCAAUAACACCACCAGAUAUUACAAAACAGAUUCCAGCUGGCAUCCAAAGUAGCAAGCUUAACAACUACAUCCGAGCUGAUGGACAGAAUACUGGCAACUUCAUCACGGAUCGCCCUUCGACCAAGGUUCAUGCUGCUCCAGGUGGAGGGUCUUCCUUGGGAUACCUGUUUGGUGAUGGUAAGAAGUGAUAUUUUUUGUUGUUGUAAAAUAUGAGAAUCAAGUAUUUGUUUGCUAUCUGUUUGGAUUUUGGGUGUGGUUUAAAAAAAACGUGGCAGAUUUCGACUUUUUAAGAAUUGUAAUAUAUGGCUAUCGGUUUUUCAUAAUGUUUCAAAAAUGGCAAUGAACAUAUCUAUUCAAUAAUAGUCACAUUUUCUUUUUCA